This is a messenger RNA of Amoebophrya sp. A120, 1787 nucleotides long. The record is from the annotation of a GenBank genome assembly. NCBI's taxonomy places the organism in Eukaryota, Dinophyceae, Syndiniales, Amoebophryaceae.
AUGCAGGCUCCCUCCCAAGAGAUGGUGAACAUGCGUCACGAGACGCCCAUGGACCUGGAGAUGCAGGCCGCGCAGGAAACGGUGAAGGCCGCCAUGGCUCUGGAAGUGCCGCUGCAGCACGGUAUUAGUACGUUCUUUUGUUUUAUGCAAAGCAGAGAUAGCAUGACAGUUUUGUUCUAUCUUUUCGUUUUCGCAUGACAAACAAAAAAACAUUAAAUCUUCUACAGACAUGGAAUCCCACCGCCUGCCGAACUUGUGCUCCAUGGACAUGGACCAGGUCGCCCGCUGCAACUUCGUAUGGAACGUAGAAAAAAUUGUGGGUAGUGUUGCAGCUUGAAUUGCUGAUACGUACUGUGCACAGACAUGGACGCAUGAUGACAAAGUUUCUACUUUACACGGGCUGGGGCUUCGGAUUAUUUCCUAUGCGAACGUGGUGUGCUUCGUAGCGAUCCCUUGCCAUGCACGAUAUUCAGUAGCAAUAGCAUAAGCGUAUGGAAAAUGUGAUACCACCCACCUGUUUUCAAUUUCAUACUUCUCCGAGGGUUGCCACGCCGCGGAGGACAACCGUGAUCAGUCCGCCGUCAAGACCGAGGACUUAGUGUACUGUUGUCAUUUUGUUUUUUGCAUCAAAGAAGCGUUUAUUUCUCAUGCGUGGUUGCACGGAGAAGUUGAAGUAGACAGUGACUGUUUUUUAAAUCUUGGUUCCUUCCACCUGUCGUGCAUGAAAAAUUUGAUGACAUUAUAAAAAUGAACUGAAUUAUCUGAAACCACAGUCCCUGCAACGGUUCUAUCUGCGCCAUCACGUCCCUGUACUGUGCCUUUCCGGCCUGCAUUGGGUGCCAGGCCGACGGUACCCUGCUGUUCAUCCAGCAGCGUCAGGCGUGCUGCAAGCCGUUGGACUGCAUAUGCAUUGCAAAUAUGUCUGGGUCUGGAAGGUCGCCCCUUGUCAUGCUAAGUCCGCAUCCUGUAAAAAUCUGUGUUGCAUGCCUACCAAAAGUUGUCCUCUUUGGACCUGGUUGCGAGGCAGCUUCUCAUGCGGGACAGGCAUGGCAGAGGUCUCUACAGAAUCUGUCAUGCUCGUUUCUCGAUUCCAGACCUCAUGAGUCAUGAAAAAUCUGCAUGACAAGUCGCGCACUCUUCCAGACCCAGACAUUUUUGCAUUUGAUACUGCAAGGAUGAGAACAAGCGGUUCUGCGCCGUCGUCGAGCAGCAGCGGUACUUAAAUUUUUUAGAUAAUUUGAUCUAUGUCUAUCGGUAUCUUCCCCCUUUGUCACACACAUGCAUAAUUUUACGAGCGUUUUUUAUAAUGCGUAUUUCUAUUUCGUAUAACUAAGAUGGGUGAUAUCGUUUCCAAACAACUUGGAAUUACAACAAGGGUAGUAAACACGAUUAAACAAAAAAACUACAGUUACUGGAAGAUCCCGCAGGAGAUCCUGGAGUGCAAGAACCAGUGCUUCUGCCUGGACUCCCGGUGCGCGAUCCCGUGCAACGACGAAGUGCCGUGCCUGUUGAACUCCUGCGGCCUGAACUGCAUGUAUACAUUUUUGUUUUGGAUUGAUAUGCAUGGCAAAGGCAUGACACAAGACGACAAUCGCGCAAGUUUGUAUAUGAAGUACGUGACCAUUGUGAUACAUCAAUAAGUUCACACGAAUGAAAUAUCAAAAGUCAUGCUAAAACGUUGUGCAAACUCCUAAACCCUUAACCUCUGAUCACACAGGGCCGACUUCAAGCCGGCGUGCGGGUGCUGCAAGAAGAUCGGUGACCUGAUCCCCCGCCUGAAGAAGUAA